AUGCCGCCGGUCAUGCCCUACGUGUGCACCAUCACAGGCGAUGCGUCCUUCUACCCUCCACUGGCAAAGAAGGGCCGCACGGAGCGGAGCGUGCUGGUGCACCGCAUGAUUGUGGCGCCCGAGAACACCAUCGAGAACAUCCUCCAGAUCGCCAUCGAUGAGAUCCCCUUGGAGUCGGAGAACCUUGUGACCGCCAUCCACAAGAUCGCCAAGAUCAGGCGGAAUAAGGACUCUCAGGUGGAGACUGUCACCGACGACCCCCGCUGGACUCGGCUGAUGCAAGAGGUCGUCGAUAGCGGCGCCGUGUUCAAGUUGCAGAUGCGCCCCCUGUCGCUCCUAGCGUGGGCGGUCUCCAGCCUGCGUGACCGCAGGCUCUUGCCUAUGAUCUUCGCGGUGGCCACCAAGCGCACCGGCAUGGGCGCGGUCCCGCAGGACCUCGCCUCCAUGGCCUGGGCGGUCGCCACGUCACGCGCACGCGACCAGCCCGCGCUCCUGCUGCUGGACAGGCUGGCGAAGGAGGCAGAGCCGCGGCUCGGGGAGUUCGUGCCGCAAGACAUGGCCAUGUGCGCGUGGGCCUUCGCCAAGGUGCAGGCGCGCGGCGAGGGCCGUUUCCUGCGCAUGCUCGCGGACGAGGCGCUCGCGCGCUCGGCGGAGCUGAACGGCCAGAACGUCUCGAACAUCGUGUGGUCUCUGGCAACCGUGCGCGAGCUCCACGAGCCGCUGAUGGCGUCAGUGGCGCUCACGCGCGCGGACGAUAUCAGAGGCUUCGGCCCCCAGGAGUUCUCCAACAUCGUCUGGGCUUUCGCCACGCUCGCCCAGGGUGUCAGAGAUCCUGUUCCGCCGCACGGCGCCGUGCGUCGUUCGACUCGCGAGGGACUGCGACUCCCAGCACUUGGCCAACAUCGCGUGGGCCUACGCCAAGGUGUCCCACCGUGA
Messenger RNA from Prorocentrum cordatum, 936 nucleotides. Lineage: Eukaryota; Dinophyceae; Prorocentrales; Prorocentraceae. The record is from the annotation of a GenBank genome assembly.